CGCGCAUCCCUUUCCCCCACAAAAAUUUCGAAACACCCCCGAUCCGUUUCCGGCCAAGUUUUCCGCGAAGGCAGAAGCAAGAAUCUCCCGGAAGAACACGCUCCGAUAUGGACGGGCACGACUCAGAAAAGCAGAGCACUGCUGAUAUGACAGCUUUUGUGCAAAAUCUUCUUCAGCAGAUGCAAUCAAGGUUCCAGACUAUGUCCGAGUCCAUCAUCACAAAGAUUGAUGAGAUGGGCACCCGAAUCGAUGAGCUUGAGCAGAGCAUCAAUGAUCUUAAAAAUGAGAUGGGGAUAGAGGGGUCUCCAUCUCCUGCUCCUUCCAAGCAGAAGUCAGCUGAAGAUUCAGCUUGAAACAGUUCAACGAGCAUAUUGUCGAAGGAUGUGAUGGUUCUUGGCGAUUUUGUUUGGAACCGUAGGGAAAAAAGUGAAAUACAUUGUAAGACUUGAGUGUGAUGAUACCUCUGUUUCUGUCUUUCUUUCUUUCCUGUGGUUUUAUGUUGAGUUGAGACCUUUUAUGACAAUCCUCAUGUCUUACGAUCACGGUUCGGAUGUAUUAAUUUAGAAGCAUACAGAAUUUGAAAUCCUUUUAGAUCUCCA
Syzygium oleosum is the source of this 599-nucleotide messenger RNA. Its product is annotated as heat shock factor-binding protein. The coding region runs from base 108 to 353 and encodes 81 amino acids. Gene Ontology annotation, biological process: cellular heat acclimation. Gene Ontology annotation, cellular component: cytosol; nucleus. Lineage: Eukaryota; Viridiplantae; Streptophyta; Magnoliopsida; Myrtales; Myrtaceae. The transcript is spliced from 5 exons. Gene Ontology annotation, molecular function: transcription corepressor activity. The record is from RefSeq and is a predicted model, not a curated record.